Cydia strobilella is the source of this 570-nucleotide messenger RNA. RefSeq names its product allergen Tha p 1-like. NCBI's taxonomy places the organism in Eukaryota, Metazoa, Arthropoda, Insecta, Lepidoptera, Tortricidae. The coding region runs from base 144 to 524 and encodes 126 amino acids. The transcript has 3 exons. The record is from RefSeq and is a predicted model, not a curated record.
AUCGUAGUCACAGCAAAUGUCCAAAACUGGUUUUCUGUUGUUCGCCGAGCUGAAGUUCUAUUUCGUAUAAAAAGUCGGCGAUACCUGGUGGUUGCAUCACAAGUCAUUCGACAAGGGUGCCGGAUAGUCACAUAUAAUUCAACAUGAAGAGCAUCCUCAUCGUUUGCGUCCUCGCCCUGGCGGCCGCGGCCUCCGCGCGCCCCGAGACUUACACCGACAAGUUUGACAAUGUCAAUCUCGACGAGAUCCUGGAGAACCGCCGGCUGCUGGUCCCGUACGUCAAGUGCGUGCUUGAGCAGGGCAAGUGCACUCCUGAUGGCAAGGAGCUUAAAUCGCACAUCCAAGAAGCUCUAGAGAACAACUGCGCCAAGUGUACAGAAACUCAACGCCGCGGCACCCGCCGCGUGCUCGCUCACCUCAUCAAUCACGAGGCGGAUUACUGGAACCAACUCUGCGCGAAGUACGACCCCGACCGCAAGUACGUCAACAAGUACGAGAGUGAACUUAAGUCUGUCAAGGCUUAGACUUGGACCGCUGUAGCGACAUGUGAUACUUUUGUAGAUUAGUGCA